CAUAGCAUGGGGAGACACAGAGAGAAGAGAUGCUAGCAAAGCAGUGCUGAGUGCUGGAUCUGAUAAGAGUAAGGAGCUCCUCCCACAGUAUAGAGAGAGACAGUGUGAGAGAGCCAGAGAGAGAGGUGCUGGCUGAUUCCAGCUCCACACACACACAUACAGCUACAGACCGGGACGGUAGCUUGGGCUCUGCCCGCUUGCUGCAGCCGGAGCUGGCUACAAGGGAGCAGCUUGCACCCUACUGCGGACCUCAACUGGAGUCUACCCCCAGCUGGGGGAUUCAGCUCGUCUUGACUACGUGUUUUUUGUGCAUCCGGGUGGGAUUUUAUUAUUAUUGUAUUUUUUUUUUUUUAAUUCCUUAUUUGCACAAUCUUGAUUGCUGGACUUGCUCGUGUGGAUGUGACACCGGGAGUAAAAGAGAGCAAAGAGAUAAGGAGACGAUGACGAGCAGAGAACGAGGCAGGAGAAAAGCUGAGCAAGAACAGCCAAAUCCUUUAAGUCUAAGAAUGAAGACACUUGCCUCCUGCUGCUUUCUAUGGACUUUUCUCCAUCUUCCAUUACUUGGAUCUUCCACUAAGGUGGAAUACAGGGUGCUUGAAGAGCAGCCACCUAAUGUUUUGAUUGGGAGCCUGGCUUCUGAUUAUGGUCUACCAGACACGGGUCACCUUUACAAACUGGAGGUGGGCCAACCUUACUUGCGUGUUGAUGGCAAGACAGGGGACAUUUACACCACAGAGACUUCCAUUGAUCGAGAGAAUCUGCGAGAAUGCCAGUAUGAACAGCAGUGCUACUUGGAGUUUGAGAUAUCCAUUACUGAUUUGAUGUCUCCCGUCCCACGGCUUCUUGAUGGAAAAAUUGAAGUCCUGGACAUAAAUGACAAUACUCCCAACUUUGCUUCCCCAGUCCUCACUAUUUCGAUUCCAGAACAUACCACUAUUGGGACACUUUUCCCCAUUCCACUUGCUAAUGACAGAGACUCUGGGGUAAAUGGGGUGGACACUUAUGAGCUAGUUGUAGGAAAUGAUGCCAAUGAGCUGUUUGGACUUCAGGUAGCCGAGGACCAAGAUGAGAAGCUACCCCAGCUUAUUGUUAUGGGAAAUCUAGAUCGAGAACAGAGGGACUCUUAUGACCUAACUAUUAAAGUUCAAGAUGGAGGCAGCCCACCUAGAGCUAGUAGUGCUCUAUUACGUAUUGCCAUAGUUGACAUUAAUGACAAUGCUCCAAAGUUUGAAAGAAUGGCUUAUGAAGCAAUGUUGUCUGAAAACAGCCCUAUAGGACACUCUGUACUACAGGUAAAAGCCAAUGAUUCUGACCAGGGCGCUAACGCAGAGAUCGAUUAUGCCUUCCACCAAGCUUCUGAUAAUGUGAAACGGCUGCUUCAUCUAGAUAGAACAACCGGUCUCAUUACAGUGCAAGGACCCAUUGACCGGGAGGAAGUCAGUACCCUGCGGUUUUCUGUAAUGGCAAAGGACAAGGGAUCUAAUCCUAAAUCAGCCCGCACACAGGUAAUCAUUACCAUCCGUGACACAAAUGACAAUAAACCAGUUAUUGAGAUAAGAGGAAUUGGACUAGUAACACAUCAGGAUGGUGUGGCAAAUAUCUCUGAAGAUGUCCCUGUUGAGACUGCUGUAGCUUUGGUACAGGUGUCUGACAGAGAUGAAGGUGAGAAUGCAGCUGUGACUUGCGUAGUUGCACGUGAUGUACCCUUCCAGCUGAAGCAAGCUAGUGAAACAGGCACUGACAGCAAAAAGAAAUACUUUCUUCAAACAACGGCACCACUGGACUAUGAAGCAGUGAAAGAGUACACUAUUGAAAUUGUGGCUGUCGAUUCUGGUAACCCUCCACUUUCCAGCACCAACUCUCUUAAAGUUCAAGUGAUGGAUGUGAAUGACAAUGCUCCUGUCUUUACACAGAGUCUGAUGGAAGUGGCUUUUCCAGAGAACAACUCGCCUGACGAAAUUGUGAUGGAAGUGAGUGCAACUGAUGCUGACAGUGGCUCCAACUCCCAGAUAUCUUACUCCAUUGUCACUGACCCUUCCUCUCGAGGUAUAUUCUCAAUUCAUCCAGACUCUGGUCAGAUUAGAGUAAAUGCUGUGUUAGACAGAGAGCAACGAGAGCAUUAUGAUUUCCAUGUCGUUGCCUCUGAUAAAGGUACUCCAAGCCAAAAGGGAACUGCUUCUGUGGUUAUCACUGUGUUAGAUCGUAAUGACAAUGACCCCAAAUUUAUGCUAAAUGGUUACAACUUCUCAGUCAUGGAAAACAUGCCACGUUUGAGUCCUGUGGGCAUGGUGACAGUUAUUGAUGCAGACAAAGGUGAAAAUGCUCAUGUCCAGCUCUCAGUAGAGCCAGAAAGUGGAGAGUUUAUCAUCCAAAAUGGGACAGGCACUAUCCUUUCCAGCAUCUCCUUUGACAGGGAGCAUCACAGUACCUACACUUUCCGAUUGAAGGCAGUAGAUGGCGGAGACCCUCCCCGUUCAUCUUAUGUCGGGGUGACCAUAAAUGUCCUUGAUGAGAAUGACAAUGCUCCAGUGAUUGUUGUACCAUCAAACAGUUCCUACACACAUCUUUCAACUCAAACUCGGCCAGGUACACAGGUAAACCGGGUACGGGCUGAGGAUAUGGAUACUGGAUUAAAUGCAGAACUUCUUUACAGCAUUGCUAGCGGCAAUCCAUUUGAGCUGUUUGAGAUUUCUCCUACUGGGGGUGAGGUAACAUUAGAGAAAGAGAUCUUAAGAAAGCACCAUGGUCUUCAUCGACUAGUAGUUAGGGUGAAUGAUAAAGGAAAGCCUUCAAGACAUGGCACUGCUUUAGUCCAUUUCUACAUCAAUGAAACUUUAACAAAUCAGACAUUUGUGGAGACAUUACUUGGUCACAGUCAAGACACACCAUUGGACAUUGAUAUUGCUGGAGAUCCAGAGUAUGAACGUAGCAAACAACGUAGUAAUAUCCUAUUUGGUGUUAUUGCUGGCAUUGUGGCAGUCAUUUUAGUUAUUGUGUUGGUAGUUGUAGUCCGCUACUGUAGGCAGAAAGAAGCCAAGAGUGGUUAUCAAGCAGGAAAGAAGGAAACAAAAGAUCUUUAUGCUCCAAAGCAGGGUAAUAAAAACAACAAAAACAAAGUUAAAGCCAAGAAGAGCAAAUCUCCAAAGCCACCCAAACCUGUGGAGGAGGAUGAGGAAGCUGGGUUGCAAAAAUCCCUCAAGUUUAAUUUGAUGAGUGACUCUGUUGGAGAUAGCCCAAGAAUUCACCUCCCUUUGAAUUACCCACCAGGGAGCCCAGACUUAGGACGUCACUAUCGCUCCAACUCCCCACUGCCAUCCAUUCAGCUUCAGCCUCAAUCCCCAUCUGCUUCUAAGAAACACCAAGUAGUACAAGACCUGCCAGCAGCUAACACUUUUGUUGGCACAGGGGACAACAAUUCCACUGGCUCUGAUCAGUACUCGGAUUACAGCUAUCGGACCAACCCCCAGAAAUACAACCACAAGCAGUUACCUCAUCGCCGAGUGACGUUUUCUACAUCCAAUCAGGCACCUGAUAUCCAAGACCCCUCACAGCAUGGCUACUAUGAUAGUGGUUUGGAAGAGUCGGAGACUCCGAGUAGCAAGUCUUCAUCUGGGCCAAGAAUAGGACCUUUGGCGCUCCCAGAGGACCAUUAUGAGCGCACAACCCCUGAUGGCAGCAUUGGUGAGAUGGAGCAUCCUGAAACAGCAGAUCUCAGACCACUGCCUGAUGUAGCCAUGACAGGAAAUUGCACGCGGGAAUGCACAGAAUAUGGACACUCGGAUACUUGUUGGAUGCCCGGCCAGCCAUCCCCAAACCGCAGGCCUAAGAAUGCCCUCAAGCUCUCAACAUUUGUGCCUUACCAAGACAAGGGGAGCCAAGAGCAAAUUGGCAAUGGGAACCCCAGAAUUCCAGAGGAGCGUGUCGGAGGCAACAACAACAGCACCACCAAAAUGGCUAACAUCCAGCUGUUACCGACAUACAGUGCCUUUUCAAGUAACAGCCAUGAGUCAUGUACGGACUCCCCUAUGGAGGAAAUCCCACUAACCCAAGCCGCUGACUUCCAGCAUGCCACAACUCCUUCCUCUCAGUCUGCCAAGAGGGAGAUUUAUCUGUGAGAUUUUAUUUGAACUUUGGAAUGGAUUGGACUAAAGGAACCUAAAAACAAUUGGGAGUUACUGAUUUUAUCCAGGAACCUAAACCAGGCUAACUUUAAAAUUGAGGGUAUUGACUAAAGACAAAAAAUGCUUUAUGGUCCAUGCAACUGCUUUUGGGGUUAAACCUACAUUACUUUUGAUUUUGUUUUGUUUCAUUUUUUUUUUCUUUCAACUUUAUAUUCCCCCACCUCCCUCUCCGUGCAAAACUCCAAGUCACCUUCAACAUAGACAAUUCAUUGCCAUAAAUAUGAGAACUGUAUUUGGUGGGUGGGAACGCACAUUUUUUUAAGGAAUAGUUUUUAUAAAGGGAACUUGUGCAUUUAGUUUCUCUAUCCAAAGAGGAGAAACUGCAGAGUGAAGGAGAACUUAAUAAGCCAUUGUGGUUGGUGUUUGAGGUCAUGUGAAGGAGGGAGGUGUUCAUUUUCAAUACUGUCAACUUAUCUGGUACGGAGAGUGAAUGUGCGCAUUUACAGGAUUUCCUUUCUAUUUGUAAAGGCUCAAAACACAACUUUUUUUGUAAUUGAGCAUUUAAAAUUAUUUUGUUUAGAAUAUUUGAAUAUUUAUCUUAGCCAUUUUAUGCUAGGUCAAAUGUCUGCCCUUGCAGCUUGUUAUCCAUGUUAAUUAUUUUCAGAAAAAUAUGACAGGCUACUAAUUAUACAGAUAGUUUUACAGUAAAAUUACAUUUGAAGUCUCUUUUGGCAUCCACUAACAUUACAGUAGCGCCUUGACUGGAUAUAUGUUAAUGGACCCAAAUUUCUUUAAAAAAAAAAGUAAUAGCACUGUGUCCUUCUGUUUUAAUUUUUCGAUGUUUUGAUCCAUCCCAGCAGCAUAGCCUGGCAGUUCCAUUUCAUAUUGUACGAUUAGGUUUUUAAAUGAACAAAUGGCAUGUUUAUAUCACUAUCGCUGGAAAUCUAUUGAGCAGCGCAAUUUCUUUUGUAAAAGAUUUGCUGCUGUUUUGAAGGUCUUUUAGACAGUGGUGUUUUCUUGCAUCUUGGGCAAUGUUAUGUUGGCAAAGAACAUUAGUUUUAGUCAUGUGUUUUUAGGUAUCCACACGUCAGCCCUUAUAGCCAACCAAUAUUUUAUGACGCUACCUGGUUAAAAUCACAUUAUUUAAAUCAACUUGGUUUACUGCAUGCUAGUGAUCAUAUAAACUUAAGGCUACAGUACUCGGCCAGGAGCCUAAUGGAGAAUGGGUCGAUAUUACAGGAAAACUACAUGCUUGGAGAGGUUAUUUCUAGACCAAUUUACUACUUGCGCUAUGGCCAAAAAAUCUAAAGUAUAGCCUGUCUAUGUCACCAUGUUCCAUAGCUAGACGGUUGUAAAGAGUAAGAAAAAUAAACCAAAGGUGCCCUUUGAUAUAUGUACAGCUGAUUGUAUGGGAAAGCCAGAUGGGGACCAAACUGUUUUGUAUCUGCAUAACCAACCCAUGUGUUACAGGGUAAGCUAUGAGUUUGACUGGCCUUUUCAAAUGGACUUCUGUAAAUACAAACCUUUUUGAACAAAUAUCAACCCUGCCUGAUUUCAGCUUUUAUGGUUGUUAUAAACAUUCUUGCUUAUUUAUUGUUACUCCUUAUAAACUAUUAACGUUCCAGGUUGGCCUUGUCAUUUUGCACAGCUUUGCUUUGGAGACGGUGGCGAUGGAUUGAAAUAAAGAUAAUAUUGAUUUAGUUUGGAAGGAAGAAAUCUCGGAAAGCAGAUUAAAAUAGUUAAGUUUAAAGUGUGCAUUUCCUGACUAGUAUAGUACAAGACCAUGUUCUUGUCACCUAAUUGUGAACCAGAACUGAUCACUAUUCUAUUGAUAGACCCUUAUUGCACCUGCACCUUUAAAAUUUUAAAACCAUUGUUUUGUACUCUGCAAAUUGUAAGCAGAAAGGUUUUGUAUCUUCAGAAAACUUCUAUACAGUGUAUGUUAUUUUCUUUUGUGUGUGUGCACAGGGCCUUUGUGUGUGCACGUGGCCUUUAUGUGCGUGCACAUGGCCAGGGAAAAUACUACUUUUUAUUUUUCUGACUACUCUGCACACAGUUUAUAAAGUGUAGGAAAAACAUUAGUUUCCUUUACUGUGCUCUGUUUCACAUACAAUAUAUACUAAAUGCCCUUUAAUUUGGAGACACUUCUGCCGUUUGUCUGCAUUGGCAAACAGUGUCUUCAGAAUAUGACUAGAAGACAACGACUGGCUAAUCAUACAAUACAGACCUGUCUUUGUUUCUCCAUCUCACUUCUUUUUUUUAAAUAAAAAACACAAAAAAAACACACAAAAAAGCACCCAGAUGAAAUACAAUAUCAUGUUAAUUAGGCCCAUAUCCUAUUAUUAAUUCACACUUAUUUUAACUCUAAAAAUACUAUUGUACAUGUUAUUGCUGUGGUAGCCAUAACCAGAAUUAGUGGUAUGAAUUGAAGUGUGCAUGUUUGUGGUGUUAUACGUGAUAGCAUCCCUUACCAUUAUUUCUUCACGUAGACCUGUACACUUUUUUUUUAUAUGUAAGUGCUACAUUUUCAAAACAUUUUUCUUUUUAACACAAAACUUAUUUUUCUAAUUUCCUUACUUGGAUUUAACACUUACAUGUCCCAGUUUAUGGAAUUUCUAUUGUAAAACUCCUUUUUAUUUGGCCCACACAUCUCUGCUCACAAAGCAAAGGGUUAAAUCUCCUAGUCAUGCACUUAAAAUCCACACAAUACGCCAUAGGCGGAAUCCUGCGCUGCAUAAUUCUAUUCACUGUAUCAUGAUCUUGGAAUGUUUGAACUACAUUAACUCAUCCAUCAUGUUAUUGUACUUAUUUUCCAGGAAAUACCUUUAUUAAAAUAGAUAUCCUGACUCUUCAAGAUCAUACAUUAGCAGUGUAAAAGAGUUGAGGACAUUUUUCUUUCAUAUACCUAGAUUCCUUUCCAGCAUCAGUUCUCUAUAGAUUCUUAUCUAACCCCUGCUGUCUCUCUGUUUUAUCUUACACUUCCUUUUUCAUUUUGCAAUCCAAAUUUUGUAUGUAUAGUUUACAUUCAAUGCCGAAUGGGGAUUGCCAUAAAUGUACAGAUGUGACAUUAUGAUACAAAGGUUAGCCACAGUAUCUUGGAAAACGUAUGAUUGUUACUGCAUUCUUUUUGUAGUGGGUGGGGUAUUGUUUUUGUGAGAAAUACUAUAUAUAUAUUUUGUAGCAGUUUUAUGCCUGAAAAAAAGAGGAGGAAAUCUCUUCAUGCACAGGGUAUGGGAAUUGGGUUGAAGAAUAUACAGUAAAUAUGAGUGACACCUUUGGUCAAUUUGACAAAAAUGAGAUACACAUGUAUAGUUUUUAAUAGAGGUAAAUAUAUUUAUUUUUCAGAUUACAAUAAAGAACAUGAAUACCAUGGUGAAUACAGUAAGGAUUCAAGGUCAAACUGGAGAGAUAAAUGUGUAACAAGCUCUGAUUUGGAGGACACACCGAGCAUUGUAGUUAAAUUCUGGACAUCUGAAUUGGUUUCCUUACAUUACAUCCAUUAUCACAAAGGCUUUUAGUUUAAUAUUAAAUGUACUGUGGGAGUUCUUCAGCAACAGUUGUGUAUAAUACAUUUCUUAGAACUGCUGACAUUCCAAGGUUUUUUCACAUAACGUUUGCAGAGGUGCAUCCAUUAAUAUGUUUCUACUAUGACAAUACAUUAUACAUAGCGUGUAUAAAGGUCCUGUUAAGAUAAUUGUUAAAGCAGUAGAGGGAAUUUGGCCAAUCUUCAGAGUAAAGAAUUGGCUGUUGUCAGUUAUAUACAUCAGCAAAUCUUAGACAAAUGUAGAUAUUUUCUAUGGAGCAUAGACGUUAAUAUACAGUAUUGUAUAAGGUUUACCUUCUAUAUUUCCCCAUCACAGAGAUGAUGAUACCUUUCUGUAUUCUCUCCAUCAGACACAUCUAUAGAACAUUAGCUAUAGCAAUUGACUUAACAUACAAAUCCAUGAGAGAAUGGUAUGUGUGACUUUAUAUAAUUGCAAAAUUACAUGUUGAUAAACUGGGGGUAGUAUGUUAAAAAAAAGAGAUUUGGCUUUAGUGUGACUUAAAUUUGAAAUCAAAGUGUAAAUAAUAAAUAAGAAAAGCUGUUUUGCACAUUGUAGAUUCCAAUGGUAGACAGAUGCAAUACAGUCUGGGACUGAUUACCGGAUAAAGAAAUAUUGUCUCAAUCCAUUCUUAUGUGACUACACAGUAUUUAAUCUCACGUGUGUGAGGUAGGGCAGUGGUGCUUUAGAUAUCAACAGAGUCACACACAAUCCUCUAUGUGAUUAAAUAUUUUCUAUUUACAUAAGGUGCUAAGACUCAUAAACAUGGAGAUUCACGUGGAAAUUUAGAAACAAACCAUUGCUGCUGCUCAUUUGUAACCUGUUAAAUGUGGCACAUAUUUUCUAUACAAAGCAACUUAAGUUCUGCAUAAUUUUGCUCCUGAUGGUUACAAUUAGUGCUACUUAUGCUCCAACGGCAAAGGAAAACCAGACCCCCAAACCAUGUUCAUACUCUCCUUCCAUUAAGUUGUGUGUGCAAUAGACUCAAUAUACAGGGGGUACCUGUCUGUACCAAUAAGGACUUUUUCACUCUAGGCAUGCACUUUGACGUUUUAUUUUAUUUUUUGUUAUUUUUAUUUUUUUGCAAGGACAAAUACCAAAGGUGUGAAGCAUAACAAUGACGGUGAUUCCAAACAGCACCAUAAGUGGCUACAUUUGGCAGAAAGAGCUAUGAUGCAGAGAACAAUGUCUCUUGCUGUGGAACUUUCACAAAUCAUAAAGUGUGUAUAAAGAAAAAUCAUGAAAGCCUGACUUUAGAUUUUUAGUGUUCAAUUUUUUUAUCCCUUUGCCUCUGGAAGUGCCUGCAAUGCGCUUUGGUUGAAGACUUUUCCAGUGGUUGAAGUUGGUUAAACACAGAAAUUUAAUUUUCCUGCUUGUGAUGCUGCCUUGUUUUGUACAGUUUUAUGUACAUGAAAGUGUUGCUUUUUAAUAUAAACCUAUAAGAAAUAUAUAUAUAUAAAAAAAAAUCCCCACACAAAAUUCUUAAACUAAAAUAUUAUGGCAAAGUAUGUAACUAUUUUUAAGAUGGGUAAAUUAAUAUGUAUAAUCAGAAAAUAUGGUUGAAGUUUUUCUCGAUUUAUAAAUAUUUUAUGUAUUUUCCCAAGUGACUCACUCCUUGACCUCUCUCUGGGAAGUUUUUUACCUUCUCAUUCUAUUUUAAUUUUAUUAUUAUUUUAAUGACUGUCACUCCUGUUAACCUUCUUCCCCAUUUUUUUAGCCCUGUGAGCACAAUCAGUUUUUUUUUAUUCCAUUUUAGUUGUUUUCUUGUUUUUUAAUUGUUUCAGCAUGGCAAGAAAUAAAAAUGUGGUCUGUCUAUUACCGUUUUUACUUUCAGAUACAUGAAGAUCUUUCUGUUCUGUUUGCGGAGCUGUUAAAUAAAGAAUUCCAUUGUAAUUAUCCUUCCAAAA
Molecule: messenger RNA, 9570 nt
Organism: Bombina bombina (fire-bellied toad)
Lineage: Eukaryota; Metazoa; Chordata; Amphibia; Anura; Bombinatoridae
Gene: PCDH1
Product: protocadherin 1
Exons: 5
Coding region: 441-4115 (1224 amino acids)
Biological process (GO): homophilic cell-cell adhesion
Cellular component (GO): plasma membrane
Molecular function (GO): calcium ion binding
Source: RefSeq, a predicted model, not a curated record